This is a messenger RNA of Vicia villosa (hairy vetch), 1609 nucleotides long. RefSeq names its product protein CLT2, chloroplastic. The transcript is spliced from 10 exons. NCBI's taxonomy places the organism in Eukaryota, Viridiplantae, Streptophyta, Magnoliopsida, Fabales, Fabaceae. The coding region runs from base 49 to 1323 and encodes 424 amino acids. The record is from RefSeq and is a predicted model, not a curated record.
CGAUUCAUGUUGAAACAAGUAGAAAACUAGCGCAGUGCUAUCAUAGCUAUGGAAGUUUAUUCAUAUUCAACCUCGUUAAUCCAUUCAUUCCCUUCUCAUUCUUCAUUCUCUCGAUUCCAUUCCCAAAAUCGCAAACUCAACAACACGCUAAACCUAAUCCCAAUGUCUUCUUCAUCACUUCCUACAAAAUCACCGUUCAAUUUCCCUUCCAAUUCCAAAUUCAACCGCACGCGUCGAACACCUCUAAGCAAAUGGAGAUUCCGCGCUUCGUCUUCGUUGGAUUGGACCAAUGCGUCCAAUCGAACCGUUUUGUUAACCUCCGGUAUUACUGUUAGUUUAGCAGUUGCGAAUCGCGUGCUUUAUAAGCUUGCGCUUGUUCCGUUGAGGAGUUAUCCGUUUUUUCUUGCUCAGUUCACUACUUUUGGGUAUGUUGUUAUAUAUUUUAGCAUAUUGUAUGUGCGAUACCGGUUAGGGAUUGUUACGAAGGAGAUGCUUGCGAUUCCGAAAUGGAGAUUUUUUGUUAUUGGAUUUUUAGAAGCUUUGGGAUUGGUUGCUGGAAUGUCUUCUGCAGCAAUACUUCCUGGACCAGUCAUACCCAUAUUGAAUCAGUCUUAUUUAGUUUGGCAGUUAACGUUUUCCACUCUUAUCCUGAGGAGAAGGUACUCAAUCAGCCAAAUUGUUGGGUGUUUACUAGUAGCUGCUGGUGUCGUGGUUGCUGUUUCAAGUGGCUCUAAUGCAGGUCAGAUGCUCUCUAAUGUUGAUUUCUUUUGGCCAGCCUUGAUGAUAGUUUCUUGUGCCUUUCAAGCUGGGGCUUCGAUAAUCAAGGAAUUUGUUUUUCUUGAUUCUUCCACUCGAUUAAAGCAGAAGUCGUUGGAUAUAUUUGUGGUCAAUUCUUUUGGAUCUGGGUUCCAGGCUCUUUUUGUACUUCUCUUUCUACCUUUAAUCUCUAACUUGAAAGGAAUACCAUUUGCUCAACUGCCUUCAUAUCUUAAAAGUGGUGCUGCUUGCUUUCUAAACAUUGGAGCUGAUAAGACAGGUUGUGAUGGUGCUCCCUUGCUUCCACUGCUUUACGUAGUUACCAAUCUGGCAUUCAAUAUAUCCUUGCUUAGCGUACUGAAGCGUUCUUCUGCAGUUGUUGCUUCUCUCGUGUUAAUGUUGUCAGUACCAAUUUCUGUUUAUACUCUUUCCCUUCCAUUACCAUAUCUUCCCGAGGGAGGAACAGCUUUGAGUCCAUUUUUUCUGCUUGGCUGUGCAAUUCUUGUAUGCGGGCUUUAUAUGUACAACACAACCCGACCUGCAAGGAAUAGUUCAGAAGUUGACUGAAACAGAUCUAUUUGUGUAACCAAUGCUGAGGAUAAAAUACAAGUUUUGCAGCUAGCACUGUAGCCACGGUGAAAUGUAUUUUCUCCCACUGCAACCAAAUUAUAUAUACUCUGUAUUAUUAUUAUCAUUUAUUUUUUAUUUUGAGGGGGAAUCAAUUUAGUUUCCAUGUUUUAAAGGGUUUCUCACUUUCUUGCUUUUUUUGUACAUGUGUUAUUACUCGUUGUGGAAGCAUAUUCUCCCAGAUUACUAAUAAUAUAUAGAGACAGUCAAACGUUAUUGGCUGAAA